Pristis pectinata (smalltooth sawfish) is the source of this 5795-nucleotide messenger RNA. RefSeq names its product family with sequence similarity 168 member B (gene fam168b). The record is from RefSeq and is a predicted model, not a curated record. NCBI's taxonomy places the organism in Eukaryota, Metazoa, Chordata, Chondrichthyes, Rhinopristiformes, Pristidae.
AGCAGCAGCAGCAGCGGCCGUGCCGGGAGCGGAGCGCAGCAGAGCAGGACAGAGGCUACAGCGCUGUGAUCGCUCCUCAGAAUAAAAACCAUGAACCCAGUCUAUAGUUCAGGUGCUUCAGGGGUUCCAUAUGCAAAUCCAAAAGGAAUUGGAUACCCAGCAGGUUUUCCAGUUGGCUAUGCAGCAGCCGCUCCUGCCUUUUCUCCUACUGUGUAUGCUGGUACGAACCCAGCCUUCCCAACAGGUUAUACACCAGGCACACCUUAUAAAGUCUCAUGUUCUCCGACCAGUGGAGCUGUACCACCCUACUCCUCCUCUCCCAACCCGUAUCAGGCAGCUGUAUAUCCAGUUCGAAGUGCCUAUCCACAACAGAAUCCUUAUGCACAGCAAGGCACUUACUACACACAGCCACUAUAUGCAGCACCACCUCAUGUAAUUCAUCAUACCACAGUUGUCCAACCAAAUGGAAUGCCUGCUGCCAUGUACCCACAACCAAUUCCAUCACCCAGAGCAAAUGGUGUUGCCAUGGGAAUGGUAGCCGGGACCACUAUGGCAAUGUCAGCAGGCACUUUGUUGACGACCCAUUCCCCAACGCCAGUAGCUCCUCAUCCUGUUUCCAUGCCUGCUUAUAGGACUCCAGCAACACCAACUUACAACUAUGUACCCUCGCAGUGGUGAUCAAGCUGUCACUGGAAAUGUUGAAAGGUGGGAGAUAUGCAAUCAAACAAGUUUUAACACUUGGUGCUGAAUCCCACAUGCCUCCAACCAGGAUCCUUCCAGUUCAUCAAUGCUCUCAAUACUUGCCAAACACUACCAAAAAUAACACGAAGAUUAUCGUGGCUGCAUAUCUUGCAUCUUGGAACUCAGCAGUACUCAAGUCAUGAAAAACCUGUUCUGUGGACUGUCUUGCAAUUUUAUAGAUUAUACAAAAGGGAGUAUAAGUAUAUUUGGAUUCAUAUCUAGUUCAAUGCAUGUUACAAAAUGCUUGCUCAAAUCUACCUGCAAUGACUGAUGCAAAACCAUCAUAUGCAAAAUCCAAAGGAACUGAGAUUCAAAAACAUUUUGCAACUUACUUUCAAUAAUGCAGAGUCUUAUUGUAUGUAAUGUUUGAAAAGAAAUUGUGCAAGUGAAUCUCUAUAACAGAAAGAAAAACCUCUGGCUGAUCUGUUUUAUUCAUUUUAUUUUAAUGCGAACAGUUAAAUUCCUUUAGCCAGUGUAUUAAUUUGCUUUCUUGAGCAACUGAUGCAUUUAGAGCACAACACCUGGAGGUGGUAUUCCGGUAGGCAUGAAAUGAAGCCUGCAGGGAUUGACUUACCAGCCCUUUUUCAUUUAAAACUGCAUUAGAUUCAGUGUUAUUUUAGGGAGAGGCAGCUGUAGGGAUUAAAACAUGAUGGAUAAAGGAAAUGUACUGGCAUUUUAAAAAAUCUGAAAUGGCCAGCAGUAAGGUAAAAUAAAGUAUUUUUAUAUUCUUUGAUUUAAUAUUUCAGUAACAUACACCUGACUUAAAAUCAUGACACUUGAUUUGUAGUUUAUGAAUUUGGCAGCCUUUAAAUAUUCGCAUUUUGUUCUAUUGUCUAAGUUUUUCAUUGAUUUUUUUUUGUAAAAUUCAAAAUCACUGGUCAUUUUGGGCAAUAGAUAAGUAACAUCACCAGUGCUUAACAGCAAUCCUUAAAUGGUAAUACUUCCAGGAUGAGGAUCCUGGUUGUAAUAUGACAUUUAAAGGCCUUGGAUUGUUUUCAUCGUUGAAGGUGCACAUGAGUGCUGCCUAGUAGUGGACAAAGGUAACAAAGAUGAUAUUGUUUAUAAGUCCUUUAUGUAUAAUUUGAAUUAUUCUGAUCUGUUCCAGAUUUUGUAUCACAUAGGAUGAAUUAAUUGGUUAAGCAAGCUUGAAUAACAUUUUUGAUGGCAUUUAUGACUUCAUGCUUCCAAGUAUUCACACUAGUAUAUAACCAAAGGAGGUAAAUUUCUUGUUGCUGGUUUAAGGAAUCUGUCCAUUACAUUUGUCUGUAAUCUGACCUUUGCAGGGCAUGCUAGUUUCUGCAUCAAUUGUGAUCUACAGACUGUCACAGUUUAAAAACUGUUUUGCUGUUAAUGAUAAGAAAGGCAGAUAGUCUUUUUUCAGCAUUUGUUAAGAUCUUUCACCCUAAUCUCUGCAUUUUACUGCAGUAGAGGAUUCUUAGUUCCCAUGACCUGGUAAUGUCAUCAUUGAACUUUCUUUUGGGCCAUAAACUGAAUAGUGUAAAUUGACAUAUCCCCCAGCUUUUCCUGUUUGGGCUAAUUGCCUUGUCCAGAUGAUUCAGCUAAGAUCUAGACCCUGCAGUAUUGGAGGAAUACUUGGAAAACAGAAGCUGAGAAGCUUGAUUUAUAGUAACCAGUGUAAAAUUCCUGAGUCCUGCUUGUAUUUUUUGAUGUGUAACAAAACAAAAUCAGUCAUGUCAAUUUAAUGGGCUCAAUGGGUAAAUUGGCUGGUACAUCUGUUGAAAAUGAUAAGGUUAUUUGGGUCAAGAGUUUAGAGGUUUUUGUAUAUAUUUCAUAGGACCUAACAGUUUCAAUUAAAGAAGACUUGUUUUAUAACCUCAGAAAACAAAUUAUUAAAGUAAAAUGCUGCCCUCUAAGAAAUUAAUAAUGAUAAUAGCCUUCAUAUAUCAUGAAAUGUCAUUGCAGAAAUGGCCCUAAACCAUAGCAAAUUCUAAUUUUCCAGGGAUUACAAUUGUCUUGCAGUGCAGUUGAGGGCAUACAGCUGUCUUCCUGUAUGUGCUUGUGAUAUGAUUGAUGUAGGGAGUUUAACAGGUUGCUGCUGGUAUCAUACAUGAUGCAUAAAGGAUCCAAAUUCUGCGAAAUAGUUACUUUCUAAACUCUUGUUGGAUUCUACCUGAAUUAGCACAAAUGGAGGAAAAUAGUUGUGGAAACCAUUUAUGUAGAGGAGUUAGUCAGUUGAUGAAUUAGAAUUGUUUUGAUAGUAGCUAGCAAAGAAGUAUUCAAGGGGAACAAGCACACAACUUUUAGAUUCAAAUCUUUCCUAUUCCAUGUUUUCUAUAUUGAACUUUUAUAAUGGAUUUAGCAUGUAUGUAAUUUCAUGUUUAAAAUACUCCCAAGACCACAGUUCUUCAACUCUUUGGAUAGUCAGCACAUUGCUGCUGGUAAUAGUAAUGGUCAAGGCAUUUAACUUUCAAAAAUAGAGCAUUAUGAAACUUAAUGGUUUGUUGUGAACUCAUUUAACAUCUAGUUGUGCAGAAUGCAGAAAUGGAAUUCUGCAGGCCUCCUAUGUAGCUGCAUUUCAGAUUGGCGGUGUGUCUUUUGGCUGGGACUUCUGAGGUUCUUUUACAGACCUUGCAUUAAAAUGGCACAAACAAGGAAGUAGUUUUAAAAUUGUAAUUGUAUUCUUGAAUCCUCUUUGGUUUGAUGUGAGUUAGAUAAUGAAGUCUUCGCUCAUUUUUCAACGUGAGAUUUCUCCAAUGUGAUGUUUGCAGGCUGUUUCUAACCUGGUGUUUACAGGGCUUGGAAACGUGACUAAAACAAAGUGAUCUUUAUUUAGUAGAACUGUACUGUGGCUUUUUAAUCUUUGAACGUUCACAGUUACAGACUAAAUUGACUUUCUGAAAAAUACCUGAUUUUAAUAAAAUUAGCAGAUGUGAUCACCAUUGAAAGAUUCUUAAAAAUAAAGUGCUUUUGGUGCUUGUUCUUUUAAAGAUUUACAAGUUAAAUUUACAAGAACCUAAUUACCAACCUGAAACCAACACUGUACACUGGACUAAUGCUUUAAUUUCCUCUUCAUUAAAAGAAAUGCAUUUCCAAUUAGUUCUAUUUCAACCCACCAACUGAACUGAUAUGUACUGAAUUUUUAGUCUUCUAUUGUGGCAUCAAUGUGGACAAUGUAACAGUGCAGAAUGGAAAUUUUAGGGUGUGGUUUUUCAAAUAUGCAAUCCUUGCUUAUGCCAUGAUCAUUUGGAAUCGGUUGUAGUUCUGUCAUAUUUGUUGCAUACCAGUGGUUAGUGGAUGAACAAGUCAUGAAGACUGAAUUAACAGUGCAAAGCUGCUUAGGCAAUGUUCGUAGCUAGCUUGUACACUUCCUUUAAUGUAUAUUUUAAGGAGAAAAUAAUGGGUACUGAUGUGAAGAAAAAAAAUCAACCAUGGAAGCCUGACUAGGAUAAUGUUUAAUAUAAAGCACUGUUUAAAUCUGGGAGUUUCUUCAUGUUACUGCUGUACGUGCACUCAUGCUGAGUUUGACAUUUAGUUGCUUUUUUAUUUUUUUAAACUUGGCAGACCAAAUUAUGCUUUAUUGCACAUUAUAACAAAUUACUCUCAUUUGGUGCUUUAGCCACCCCUUGGUGUUCAUAUUACUACUCACAUUUUGGUGAGUACUCGAUGCAAUUUUUUUUUUGAAAAGUGUGGAUGGAGGGGAAUCUAAAAUUUGACUUUCUUUAGCAUCCAGAGACUUAUCAGGGGCCAUGUUUGAAAUUUGCAAAUGGAUAUGCAACUUUACUGCACUUUGGAAUGCAUGCAGGUUAAUUCUGAGCUGCUGUUGCAUUUUUUGUAAAGGAACAUGUAAAUUAGGCAGACUAAUCCUGCUCCACUGUCCAAAGGUUCUAUUCAGAGAAGCUAAUUAACUGACCUGUGGAGUUAAAAUGUAGUGCAAAAUCUUCUCGCCUCAUGCAGUUUUAAGACUGAAAUAUUCUCAAGCUGCUUGGAUAAUGCAUGCUUUUGCUCAGAGACUGAUUUGAAAAUGACUGGUGUUGAAUUAGUGUAUUUUGGUUCAUGAAUAUCAUAUCUAAUUGAAGUUUGUUUCCUAAUUAACAGUGCUUCAGCAAUUCUUACACUUAAAACUGGGUGGUAGGUGUUCCUUCAGUGACAUUCAGUGUUCAGUUGAAGUAAUUUGUAGUUGGCUUGGAUUGGGACAAAUACAGAAGUCAACAGAGAUUCCUGAGCAAACAUGUUUGUGUUAAAGCAUUCAGUAGUUGGAUUGACAUGUUCAAAAAUGUUGGAUUCCUGCCAAGCAACUGGAUGCUAUUCUCAUUAAUUCUUUGUAUGGUGAUGCAGAGGGUCACUUUCCUUUUUCUCCCUACCUUUUCCUUUAUCAGCAUCAAUUGGGAAGCAGACAAUAGCACCUGAUCUGAAGAACUAUUAGAUUAUAGAACAAAGGAGGUAUCUAUCAUCUGUUGUGAGAAUCUCCCCUCACCACUCUAUCCAUCCACCUCCUGCUUAAAUUCCCAUCAGAGCCACUGACUCAGUAUACUCAGCAGCAGUUGAGAUAGAUGUAAUCCAAAAUAUUUUCCUCUUUUUAAUAAGAGGUUGCAAUUUUGAAUUGCAAAAUUUUACUGAAUGAGUAGAUUUGUGUAUGUUGGUGUGCAGUUAUAGUGCUGUAUGACAGCUUUUCUGUUCAAAAUAAAAUUAUCGUAUGCAACACACAGGCACAGCAGAAUCACCCUGGAGAGUUUAUGUAUGUUUUUGUUAGGGGCACACUUUUUUAAAAAAAAAUUGACUAUUGAACACUAUGCUUAAUAAAUAUAAACAUAUUAUUUUGGUACUUAUUUAGUCUAGGUCAGUGUUGUCUUCCAAAAAGCAGUUUUAAAGCAAAGCACCAUUUUACAUUGGAUAACAUAACCAGAAAAUUUGACAUUUCCUUUCUGAGCCAGUUCAAUUAUGUGUAAAUUCAUACAUUGUUAUUUUUUUAAAAGCAAUCUGACAAGUAGGUGAGCUCAGAUUUAAAAAGAAACUUCAAGGCAUGUUUAUUGUAACAAGAAUUGUUAUGUAUUAAUACUUAAGUUUUCAAUAAAGAUUGACUUGUGUUGCUUACA